This is a messenger RNA of Triticum turgidum subsp. durum (durum wheat), 1281 nucleotides long. Lineage: Eukaryota; Viridiplantae; Streptophyta; Magnoliopsida; Poales; Poaceae. The record is from the annotation of a GenBank genome assembly.
AUGAUUGAUUUAACAAAAGCAAAACUGGGUGGAGGAAAGGAACACGUUCCCAGUCACGAGGUCAGCCCAGGUCGUUUUCUUUACUACUAUUUCCCCCACCGCGCUUGGAGUGCACUCCACACGCUGCUCGGGAAGAGGUUCACACGGCCGCGCUGGUCUCAGUCGCCGUCCCGGUCUCCCCGUCCCGGUCCGCGCGUCGCGGUUCUCACAGGACCACCGGGCCGCGGUUGUUUUCACGGCGUGGCCAUGGCCGCCGUCGUCUGCGUCACCGGCGCCGGCGGCUUCAUCGGCUCCUGGAUCGUCAAGAUGCUCCUCGCCCGCGGCUACGCCGUCCGCGGCACCUCCCGCCGCGCCGAUGACCCCAAGAACGCGCACCUGUGGGCGCUCGACGGCGCCGCGGAGCGGCUCACGAUGGUGCAGGUCGACCUGCUCGACCGGGCCAGCCUCCGCGCCGCCUUCGACGGCUGCGACGGCGUCAUCCACACUGCGUCGCCGAUGCACGACACCCCCGAGGAGAUCAUCGAGCCGGUGAUCACCGGGACGCUCAACGUGGUGGAGAUGGCCGCGGACGCCGGCGUCCGGCGCGUGGUGCUGUCCUCCAGCAUCGGCACCAUGUACAUGAACCCCCAUCGCGACCCGGACGCGCCGCUCGACGAGUCGUGCUGGAGCGACCUCGACUACUGCAAACAGACCAAGAACUGGUACUGCUACGCCAAGACGAUCGCGGAGCGGGGCGCGUGGGAGGCGGCGCGGGCGCUGGGGCUGGACCUGGCGGUGGUGAUCCCGGUGGUGACGCUCGGCGAGCUGCUGCAGCCGACCAUGAACACCAGCACCAGGCACAUACUCAAGUACCUCACCGGCGAGGCCAAGGCCUACGUCAACGAGUCGCAGGCCUACGUGCAUGUCAAGGACGCCGCCGAGGCGCACGUCAGGGUGCUCGAGGCGCCCAAUGCCGGCGGACGGCGCUACGUCUGCGCCGAGAGGACGCUGCACCGCGGCGAGCUCUGCCGGAUCCUCGCCGGGCUCUUCCCGGACCACCCGAUUCCCACAAGAUGCAAGGACGAGGUAAAUCCGCCAAAGAAGGGUUACAAGUACACCAACCAGCCUCUCAAGGACCUUGGCAUGAAGUUCACCCCUGUGCAAGAAUACCUCUGUGAAGCGGUGAAAUCCCUGCAAGAGAAGGGAUUCAUUCAGAAGGCUUCUGGCACCAAGGUGCCUGCUAGUAGAGGGGGUUCGCGGCCUCAGAAUUCAGCGGCGCCCGUGUUUAUGUCGAAACUUUGA